AUGGCGGGUUUCCAGACGAGCGAUACGAUGCCCAAGUUCGGACACGUGACGGAUCUUCGCGAACAGUGGUUAGUUCGUACCGAUGGUGCCCUUGCCAACCGUCUACAAGAUCGUGAGAUAUCCUCUCAUCUCUGUGAGAACAGAUACCGUAAUCAACAGAUUCGUGAAGACUUUCCGAUCGCGUUGAACGAACAGAGAGAUAUUGAACAUGAGAUCCACUUGCGGGAGCUCACGCGUCGGCGUCAAGCCGAAAUUGAUGCUGAAAUUGCCCGAGAAAUGGCAGAGAUUAAUUUAAGGAGACAAAGACGGCAGCGAAGCAGUGAUAUGUUGCAACAACCCAGUUCUUCCCGUAGCGCAGCACCUGUACCCCUUCCAGGUCCACAAUCUAUGUCCGUACCCCUGCCGACUAAUGAUCUUAACCCAGAAGAAUUGGGUCUGUCACCUGAUGAGUUAGAACAAAUGAGACAGCGGCUAGAGCAAGAAGAGAAAGACGCAAGACUUGCAAGAGAAUUGAGUAGUAAAGAUAAUAAUCAAGAUGCUCUUCUAGCUGACAUGAGAUGUGCUGUAGAAGCCCAGGAUGGUGAACUAGCUAGACUACUUCAAGAAAGAGAGUAUAAAAAAUUACAAAAGGCCAAAGAAAAAGCAAGGCAAAAAGCUCUGUUAAAAAAGCAGCAGAGAAUGGCAACACAGCAACAACAGCAGAUGUUGCCUCAUGAAGAUGAACCACUACCCACUCCUCAAGCUACUCUUUGCGAUGCAUAUAGUAAUCCUCGUGAUAUCAUACGGGAGAAUCGGCUCAGGCUCUGUAAAUCUGUUGACUCUGACCUGAAUUAUGUUGAACCAUUUGAAAAAGAGUCAAUCCAAUCAAAGACGAGUGCUCUUCAGUCAUUAGAAAUGUCAAAACAGUAUUUUGCUGAUCAGUCUGAAGCUGGUACUUCAAGUAAUAAGAUGUCUCAUAAUCAUUCAAUAUCAUAUGACGAGAAGAGAGUGCCAUACAAUCCUACACCAAUACAACAUAGACAUCCUCCCCCGCCACCAACUACAAGCAAAAAACCUCGUUUUCCUGAUCCUGUUAGCAUCAGGCCAGCUUCACACUACCCUACAGAUAACCCAUUGCCUGAUAGUGGUCCGUCUGUAAGCAUACCUCACAGUUAUAGCGAGAAUAACAAUUUAUACAGUGCUACAUAUCCACCCGAUGUUAGUCCACCACAUUUGGGCCAAAACCGAAAUGACAACAGUAAAAGACUGUCCGUUAUAUCAGAUAUAACUGCGGAAGGUCUGGCCAAAAAGAAGAGUAAGCAAGCUGAUGUGAGUAAGAAACGUAAAGGAUGCAAGAUACAGUGA
Molecule: messenger RNA, 1344 nt
Organism: Arctia plantaginis
Lineage: Eukaryota; Metazoa; Arthropoda; Insecta; Lepidoptera; Erebidae
Source: the annotation of a GenBank genome assembly